Molecule: messenger RNA, 1440 nt
Organism: Thyridium curvatum
Lineage: Eukaryota; Fungi; Ascomycota; Sordariomycetes; Thyridiales; Thyridiaceae
Exons: 3
Coding region: 1-1440 (479 amino acids)
Biological process (GO): regulation of transcription by RNA polymerase II
Cellular component (GO): nucleus; SWI/SNF complex
Source: RefSeq, a predicted model, not a curated record
AUGGCAGGCCCGAUGAUGCCCGCCGGACCCGGAGCCCACCACGCCAUGCCGCAUGCCCAGGCGCAGAUGCAGCAGCAGGUACAGGCACAGCAGCAGGCGAGCGAGAUGGCGAAACGGCGCAGCCGCAAGCCCACCGACAGGACCAUCCCCGAUGGCGUCGAGGACGCGAUCAUUGGCGACGGCGUGCAGCGAUACAAGCAGCUGCGCGACUUUGAGAGGCGCCUCGAUGCGACGAUGACUCGCAAGAGGCUCGAUAUUGUCGACUCCGUCAGCCGCAAUGCCAAGCGGUUCAAGACGCUGCGCAUAUGGAUCUCGAACACGGUCGAGGACCAGAUCUGGCAGAGCAACGGCCUCAACGUUGAUAGCUUUGACUUUUCAUCGAACCUAGAGUCCUCAUAUCGCGUCAAGAUCGAGGGCCGUCUACUCGAUGAGGAUGACGAUUCAGAGCAGGAUGACAAGGAAGAGCAGGAUGCUGCCGGCGCAGACGCUAUGGAUACAGACGGCCCAGCUAAGACCAAGCCCAAGGCACCCCGAGGGCAGAAAUACCGGUUCUCGCACUUCUUCAAGGCCCUCACUGUCGACUUUGACCGCAGCAAGAUGCGGAACGGUACGGAGCAGAGCGUCGAAUGGAAGAAGCCCGAGCGGGCGCCCAACUCGUCCAACCUGCCGGCUGCCGCCGACUUUGAUGAGCUCACCUUCAAGCGGAGCGGAGACGAGAACACCAACAUCACCAUCAACCUCUACCGACACGAGGAGCCCGAGCGGUUCGAGCUGAGCCCCGAUCUUGCCGAGGUCGUGGAUAUGAAGGAGGCUACGCGUCCGGAAAUCAUCAUGGGGCUUUGGGAAUACAUCAAGCUCAUGGGACUCCAAGAGGACGAGGAGAAGCGCAAUUUCCGCUGCGAUGACUUGCUGAGAAAGGUCGUUGGUCGAGACAGUGGUUACAUCCCGUCGCUCCAGGAGUAUAUCAAUGGGCAUCUCAGCCCCCUUCCUCCUGUCAAGCUGGUCUACACGAUACGGGUGGACGAAGAAUUCCACAAGAACCCUGAACCUACCAUCUACGAUGUCCGAGUAGCCGUAGAUGACCCUCUCAGGCAGAAGCUCUUCCCCUUCAUUCACAACCCCCAGUACGCCACGAUGCUCAAGGAGGUCGCCAGCCUGGACGACCAGCUCGCCAUCUUGGUCCAGGCGAUCGGCCAGUCCCGGGCCAAGCACGACUUCCUCGACGCCGUGAGCAAGGACCCGGCCAACUUUCUGCGCAACUGGCUCAGCUCGCAGAAGCGCGAUCUUGAGAUUAUCUUUGGCGAGGCCACGCGGGGCGGCGGCGAGCUGGCUACGGGCGACGAGUGGCGCCGCGGCGGCAAGGGCAGCAUGUGGACGACGCAGAACGCCCGCGAGAGCGUCAACGUCCUGCUCUCGAAGCAGCCGGCUGUGCCUCGAUGA